UUAACUCCUUAGAGUUCACUCCUUUUAUGCCGACCAGCAACUCAUCAUCAACAUAUACAAAGAAAGAUAACUCUCAUGUAAUGAGAGUGACAUGCACGUUUUCAGUACAUGCUUAUAAGAGCAUGCUUAAUGAGGAAGCUUCCUUUUCCAACUUGUAGCUGCUGCGAUUAAGACGUGUUGAACAUUCCGAAUCUGCAGGCAAUCUCUAAGGCGUAUCCUUUUCGACACCAACCACGGUCUCACUUGUAGGUAUACUGUAGUUUCAUCAUGCUGCGAGUUAAACGGAGGGCCAGGAACGCUCCAUAUAUUGGUCCAGUGGCUGGGACAAGAGGAGCCGCAGCCAGGAAGACGAGGGCCCACGCCUCUGCCAGACCUACAACUGUGACAACUCACAUGGCCACUGACCUCCCUACUCAGCCUAGCCUGCCAGUCAUCCCUCUAAGCACUCCGGCAGUUGUGGACCCUCAUCAACAGGUUAUGGCUAACUUCCCAAUUAAUGAAAACAGGGGAGAACAAACUUCAGGUGAAAAUGUUACCAAUACCAUGCACUCUUAUCAUGAGCCUGCCAUAGCACCACUAGUUAGUGUUGGCGACGAGUUGGCCGUUCACAUUGAACAAACAAUCAAGGAAAAAAUUUGGAACCGAGAUUACAUUGAAUUAUCUAAGUUAAUACAGUCUGAAUUUGAAAUUUCCAAUGAACAACGGGUUUCAGUUGUCAAUGGCCAGCUUGUCAUCCAACCAAAAAAUCCACCUAAAAGAAUUACAGCAAUACAUACUUGGACAGAUGCAUUUUUAAUCUUCGCAAGUAUAUACUUAACGAGGAACCCUGUUGAUCUCCAGGGCAUCCUCAAGUAUAUGCACAUAGUUAGACUGGCAGCAAACAGAUCAGUUAGUGGGUGGAUCGAAUAUGAUAGGCAAAUCAGGCUACGCCUGUCAAGAAUCCUAACAUUUCCUGGGGUUCCGUUGAUGCUGAGCAAUGUUUAUUUCUAACCAAAGCCAAUCACCCCCCACUAAACCUACCCAUAAAUGUUUCGACUUUAACUUUAAGGGUCCAUGCCUUCGCCAGCCCUGUAAUUACCUCCACUUAUGCAUGUAUUGUAAUAAGUCGCAUCCUAGAUUACAUUGUUGGGUCAAUCAAAGUAAUCCAUCUCCUCAGGCUAACAUCCCAAACCCAACAUCCAACCCUCAACCCAGGCAACCGUUAAGUCAGCACAAUUUUCGUCCCUUCAACCCCCGAGCACAAUCCAAUACCCAUCAAAGUCAAAGAAAUAUGGGACCUAGGUUCAACACCCAUUAAUCAUUCCAUUUUGAAAAAUUACCUUCGUGAUCAUCCUGAUACUCAGUUAGUCCAGCACGUUGUGAAUGGUUUUAGGCACGGUUUCAGUUUAAAUUACACUGGAUUAAGACUCUUGGUUUCGGCACAAAAUUUGAAAUCUGCAACUCAGCAUCAGGUUGACUUACUCCAGAUAAUUCAUAAAGAAAUUAGUUUAGGUCGUAUGGCUGUUCUCACCACCGCCCUUUGUCAAAUUUAAGGUGCAACCCAGUUGGGGUUUUGCCUAAAAAAGAUGGGAGUUGGCGACUAAUCACCAACUUAUCUGCCCCAAUUGGAAAUAGUGUAAAUGAGUUUAUCGACUCGAAAUUGUGUUCAGUUGCUUACGCAUCAUUCGAUCAGGCUAUCAAAAUGAUUCAAAGGUUAGGGCAGGGGGCAUUAUUGUGCAAAAUGGAUUUAUCUAGUGCUUUUAGGUUGUUACCAGUACAUCCUGCUGAUUUUUCUUUGUUGGAUAUUUGUGUAGGUGAUCAAUUCUUCAUUGAUAAAUGCAUGCCAUUCGGUUGCUCUAUUGCUUGCGCAACUUUUGAGAAGUUUUCCUCAUUACUACAUUGGAUAGUAGCUACUCAAUCACACAACAGUAACAUUAUUCAUUAUCUCGACGAUUUCUUGUUUGUUGGUAAACCAUUGUCUGAUCAUUGUUAUAACCUCUCUCUACUUUUCAGACAAACUUGAGGGUCCAACUACCAAACUUACAUUUCUAGGUUUGGGUAUUGACACAAUUAGCCAAACAAUCUUCAUCCCAGAACAGAAGUGUAUUGAACUCAAACAAGCCUUGAUCUCUUUAUCGUCGUCCAAGAAGGUCACACUUACACAAAUGCAGUCUUUGUGUGGUUCUUUAAA
This is a messenger RNA of Ostrea edulis (European flat oyster), 2170 nucleotides long. RefSeq lists its product as uncharacterized. The record is from RefSeq and is a predicted model, not a curated record. Bases 268 to 990 code for a protein of 240 amino acids. Lineage: Eukaryota; Metazoa; Mollusca; Bivalvia; Ostreida; Ostreidae. The transcript is spliced from 2 exons.